This is a messenger RNA of Talaromyces atroroseus, 747 nucleotides long. RefSeq lists its product as hypothetical. Lineage: Eukaryota; Fungi; Ascomycota; Eurotiomycetes; Eurotiales; Trichocomaceae. The coding region runs from base 1 to 747 and encodes 248 amino acids. The record is from RefSeq and is a predicted model, not a curated record. The transcript has 2 exons.
AUGGCAACAAUCAAAGGCCUGGACGCCCGCGAUCGCCCCCCAGAAAAAGUCCGCGAUGUCUUCAAAACAUACCUGCACAUCAAAGCGCCAGACAUCGCUCUGGACGCAGACAUAAUUGACCUGGAGAAAGUGGACGUGGAUUGCCUGCCUGCCGCCUUCGAGGCUUCAAGGUUUCUAGACAGUAAAAGCAUGCGCCUGGCCUUUGAUGAAUUCAUGGGCAAGGUUGAUCCUAGUGCCAAGCCAGCAGGAGAUCAUGGCGGUGGGCUCAUUGAGGACGUCCCCGUCUUUACACACAAGAAAGUAUCUGGUAAUGAUAUUGGAACCGGCCUACACAAAGAGAGAGUCUGCCAAUCUACCGAAAACAAAGCGAAAGGCGCUUCAUUUUUCGAAGCAAACCCUACACACAUUAUCUUGCCAAAGGAUCCGGACGUCAACAAGCCCAUAGCUAUCCAAGGCAUGCUAGACAAGCAGCUUCGAUGGAUUAAAUUAGACGACAAGCCACCUGCAACCCCGACGGACAUAUCUCAUCUUCUCCGAGCUGCAUUGCAAUCAACAACAGUCAAUAUCUACUCUGCUGCCAACGACACUGUGGGCAUGCACCGCGAUGUCAGCGAGGAAAGCAAUAUUAGGCUCGUUAGUGUGAGCAUGGGCUGCGAUGCGCUUUUUAUGAUUGGCCAUGAUGGCGGCGAGGGCUGUGGUGUUAUCCGAUUGCGCUCCGGCGACGCGGUGUCUUAUCUGGCCAGUUGA